Auanema sp. JU1783 is the source of this 696-nucleotide messenger RNA. Lineage: Eukaryota; Metazoa; Nematoda; Chromadorea; Rhabditida; Rhabditidae. The record is from the annotation of a GenBank genome assembly.
AUGCCUUCCCUGCUUGCUUCUUUCUCAUUCGUAGUUUUGAUUGGAUGCCUUGCUGCUCAGCGUCCUUCAGGGUCAUGUGACUUUCAAGAGCUUCAACGAUGCCAAGCGGCUUUCAACGAUGAAAUGAAAAUUCAGCGUGAUCUGUCUGUUCAGGACUAUGACAAACUUAGUCGUUCCAUCCAAACUGUGUGGGCUAACAAUGGAGCUGCUGGUGUUCAAACUACUUGCAAUGCUUUCAAAUCUUUCAAGACAUGCUUCAUAAACUCUGAUCAUUAUUACAAUUGCGUCCAGGACCCUCUGAAGCUUCUCAUUGAUUCUAAUGGAACUGCUACUGGCAUUACCAGAGAGCAAUCUUAUGGUUACGACAAAAUCUUCAAUCAGUUCGAUUUUGCUUGUGGAGCUGGCUUCAUGGGCUUUGCCAAUAACGAUGCUUGUGGAUCAACUGUAUUCAACAUGCGUACUCGUGAUUUGGAUAACUGCCAAAACGCUUUCAUCCAAAACGUUAACACAACACCCCAAAAUGCAUGCUCUUUUGUUGCAAUUGCCAAACAAUGUGUAUCUGAUGUAUUUGCAUCUCAAUGCCCGAAUGCUCCAGAGAUGGCAUGGUGGGGAUGUCAAUAUGAGUUAUCAGGAACUCAACUCUUGUUCCCUCAGUGUACACAGAUAUUCUGUACUUAUAACGAGCAGCGUAGAUGA